Molecule: messenger RNA, 2415 nt
Organism: Pseudogymnoascus verrucosus
Lineage: Eukaryota; Fungi; Ascomycota; Leotiomycetes; Thelebolales; Thelebolaceae
Exons: 2
Coding region: 889-1998 (369 amino acids)
Biological process (GO): proteolysis
Molecular function (GO): metalloendopeptidase activity
Source: RefSeq, a predicted model, not a curated record
UGGGGAUUUGUGGCGUUCUUCAGUCAUGGCCUGUUUGCCGAGCUCGGAACGGACUACGUGGCCCUGGCUUUAUUGCAAGGUCCUGGUUAAACUCAUCCACUAACAAGGUUCUUUCACUAUGAUCAGUACAGUACAUAAGCUACUGUAAGCGCCGUCGCUCCGUUGAUGCGGCCCUUUAGAAAAAUGCCAUAACGCUCCUCCGUUGUCCACCGUCUCAAGGCGUCAAGAUAGCAGAGAACCGAUAUACCAACUUCAAAAACCUAAUUAUGAGCUUCAGUAGCCUAUAUUUAAACACGUGAUGCCACAAUCCUUUGAUCGAUGCCACGCACCGGUCGUCGUCGACGUCUCAUCCGGCUAUCUCGCUUCACGAGUCCCCAUCUCCAUUCCUAUUCCGAUAGGAUAUAGCCGGAUAUGAACCCCCCGUGGGAAAAUAUUCCAGACGCAAGUUGGUCGCCUCAGUGGCUCUCGAUUCCAUGUGACCGCUGUACCCCCAGAUCAAGAUAGCGUACCUAAAUGGACAGGGACCACCGUGCGAGCGCAAUAUGCAGUUGGCGCCAGUGGACCAGGGGUGUUGGGGUGGCAUCUAAUUCCCUCGGCGUAUAGCGGGUGUCGACUGGCACUGUGCGUGCAGCGCUAGGAUCGGGGACUAUUUUAUAUUUGUUUCAUCCAGAUGCAUCCAACAGCAUAGCUCCAUGGACCGGCAUAUAUGGCCCUCGGCGCUACUCUUCCUUCGCCAGAGGCCUUGAUGAACACGAGCUGCCACUGUCUUUCUGCAAGUCUUUGUAAUGGACCUCUAUAAAGCGCCUCGGGUACCCACUGUAUGGGGCAUCUGUCACCGCAUCCCACGUACCCCGCCAUAGCCAUUGCAGAUCUCUUCGAGGCCUCAUCAUGCUUGCCCUGACCCAAUUCUUGCUGGCGCUUGCCGUUCUAUCAUCCGUCGCAGCCUCUCCUCUGAGCCGGCGCGAUGAUGCCGUGGAGAGUCCCCUUGACGUGACCAUUAUCCCCAUCGGCAACGCCGUCUUCAGCGCCAAAGUUACCAAUACUGGCUCCACGGACCUAAACCUCUAUGCAUACGGCUCCCUCCUCGACCCCUCCCCUGUCGAGAAGCUGAACAUCUACAAUGUUCCCGAUGCAACCAGGGUGAGCUCGGACUACACCCAAGCCAGCCGCAUUCCCUUUACCGGCAUCUUUCGCACUAUUUUGCGAACCAACCUAAGCGCUGAAGCCUUUAUCCCCCUCGCCGCCGGCGCCACCUACGAGACCACCAUUGAUGCCGCCAGCGUCCAUGACUUUGACAGCAAGACCUACGCCUUCGUCGCCGAGGGAGCCAUCCCCUACGGCCCCGUUGGAACGACAGACUUCCCCACCCUCGCCCACCCCUACCGCUCCAAUCUCGUCACCGUCCCCGUCGACGGCCCCGCAGCUCGCAAAUCCAAGCGUGACCUUGGCCUCGAGCCUCGCGCAAAUGUGCAGGCAGACUGCACUGGCACCAACCUGGCAGUCAUGAACACAGCGCUGUCGAACUGUGUAAAGCUUGCUACUUUUGCAUCGAUAGGCGCAGCCGCCGGUAACGACGCCCGCUUCAAUGAGUACUUUAAGACUACCGACGCCACAGUCCGCGCAGCCGUGUCUGCGCGCUUCAAAGCUAUAGCAAAGGAGUGCUCUACCGCGAAUAGCGGGGUCGUGUCGUACUACUGCAUUGACCCGCAGACAUACUGCAAGGACAACGUGGUGGCGUACACUCUGGGUGCCUCAAGCAGAGUCGUCAACUGCCCAGCGUACUACACGGCUUUGCCGCCGCUGACGGACGUCUGCCACAACCAGGACCAGACGACGACGACUAUUCACGAGUUCACGCAUGUGCCUGCCGUGUUCUCCCCUUCUACCAAGGAUAAUGGGUAUGGGUAUGCUGCGGCGACGGCACUAACCUCGGAGCUAGCGCUACUGAAUGCUGAUACAUAUGCGUUAUUUGCGAACGCCGUGGUGUUGAAUUGUUAAAUAGAUGAGUGGAUGGUGGCCACUGAGAUAUAUGAGAGACGCAGCAUGAUGAAUCAAAAAGGUGGAAAGUCUGCCUGCCAAAUAUAAUUGCACAUAGCUUUGCAGUUCUGGAGGUAUAAAAGUUUAUCUAGAAACAAAAUUUACUCCAUUAGAUCAGAUUUUGCCUGAUAGUUUCUGUUCGAGAGUUUAGAUUGGACGUUCUAAUCUAUUUCAGGGACGUUGGUAGUCCUGCAGGUCAAUAAUCUUAAGACACCGAUGAGACAUGAGGCGCAUUAGCCGCUGGAAGUCAAGUGUCAUACGAAUUCCAUCGGAGCCCAAUAUUAACAAUAAUCGCUGAAAUUCUCAGACUGGGGCAACUAUAAAAUAUGGAAAUAAAUAGAUUAAGAAACAAAAUAUAUUCUGGCUCAGUGUUCACCA